UCCAAAAUGGCGUCAACGCAGUUAACGGAUGAGGAGCUUUUCUCCGAAUUAAAGCGCUUUGGUUUCACUCCAGGCCCUGUUACCGAAAACACUCGACCGGUAUAUUUGAAGAAAUUGAAGAAGCUACGCGAGGAGCAACAGCAACGUGGAUUUAGAUCUGGUAAAACCCGUAGCAGCGGGACCAUUAACAGUACCACUGGCGGCGGCAACACGGCGGGAUCAAGGCCAGCCAGCCAUGACGUCACGCACCUGAACACCAGCAGAAGACCGGGCCGGAAGUCCUCCGUCCUCGGCUUCAGCUCCGACGAGUCUGACGCUGAAACUCCACAGAGAAGAAAAGGCCUCAAUUAUAGAGGCAGGGCAGACCAAAGCCCCGGUUUUCAACAACAACCGAAGAUACGACCCGUUAUAACACCCGGCGUGGCUAUUAAGAAUCAGCGUGGCGCAGGGACUACGCUAAAUAGCAACAAUUCUUCCCCGAGUCCGGACGGACAUAGAAGUGUCUCGCUGGGUUGGGGAGUUCGUGCCAGAUCCAGCCCUGAGGCGGAAGGAAGGAAUUGCGACGACUCAAGGGACGAGGACGAUUAUGAGGGGGGAAAAGAGAAAAUAUCUCGGUCUUUAAAUGGUAGCAGAGCGCCUCAAUUGAACACUAGCAAGCUAGCUGGGGAUUACUCGGACGAGGAGGAGGUUGGGGGCCUUGGUAUUGGAGACCGACAGCGGGAUAGGUUGGAGCUGAGACGGAGUUAUCCGAAAGCGGUGUUUUCAUCCCACAUAGUUAUCCGAGGGUCUCCAACGGUAGGAGCAACCGGAGUGAUUAACUCACCCGGUAGUGUAAACAUGGUGGGUAAUCGGAGGGAUGAGAAGGAGGAGGAAGACGAGGUACAGAGAAUUGAUUCGGACCGAUCGGGAGGCAUGUUGAGACACAACUUUCCCAGGAAGUCCAUCUACGUGUCCCUCACCGAUAACCACGGAGGAGAGUCCGACAGAAACAACCACGUCGACGACGAGGACGGAGUAUCCAGAAGCAGCAACACUAGUAGGUUCAGCAGUGGGUUGAGGCCGCGCUUUUCCAACUACAGCAGUUCAUCCCAGACCUACAGGGGCAACCACUCCAAUCACACUGCUCCCAACCACUCAUACAGACAGGCAGUGCUGAAGCAGAAGCUGUCUCUCCCAGAGGAUGAGCUGCUCCAGCAGUUUAAACGGGAAGAGGCGGCCUCCUCUGGCAGCUUCAGCGCUCAUUACCUGUCCAUGUUCCUGCUCACCGCAGCCUGCCUCUUCUUUCUGCUGCUGGGUCUCAUGUACAUUAGGAUGAGGGGAUCUGGAUCCACGGAGGUGGAUGGAGUUAUUAAGAGCCACCCUUUUGGCACCGAGUUUGACUCUUCUUAUAACAAGACUGAGAAGGACCUGAUCUUGAAGCUGCUGCUCAGUCUACACGACCACUUGGCCCACAUUGCUGGCCAGUAUGACUGCGGAGACCAGCAGCAUCCAAACAGGAGUCUGGCCAUAGAAGAGGCCUCUGUGUAUUUACAGGCUCAGAAUCAGGAGUUUGACAAAUUCAUUCAUACUUCUCUGGAGUGGAUCAUCCGGACAGGCCAGGAUGUUGGGAUAAGGCUUACUGGGCAGGUAGCUGAUGAUCCCGUGACUGAUGUGUCUGAGAUUUCUCGGCUGGAGUCCACACAUCCCAAGAUGCCCUUCACAUGCCGCUUCCGCCGUGCCUUCCUCACUGUAAUCAGCAGAGUCUUCCUCAUCGCAGCUGUGGUAGGCUGUGUGUGGGGUGUAGUCUUCUACAUGAAGCGUCGCUGGAGGAGAGAGGAAGAGGAGACGAGGCAGAUGUAUGACAUGGUGGAAAGGAUCAUCGAUGUGUUGAGGAGCCACAGUGAGGCUUGCCAAGAGAACCAGGACCUGCAGCCCUACCUGCCGAUCCCCCAUGUCAGGGACUCCCUGGUACAGCCUCAGGACCGGAAGAAAAUGAAGAUGAUUUGGGAGAGGGCUGUGAACUUCCUGUCGGCCAACGAGUCUAGAAUUCAAACAGAGAAUCAGAGGAUUGGUGGAGGAGACUUCCUUGUCUGGAGGUGGAUCCAGCCUUCUCUCAGUUGUGACAAGACCUCCCUGAUCCCCUCCAAAGUCUGGCAGGGAAAAGCUUUCCCUCUGGACCGUAGGAAUUCACCUCCCAACAGCCUGACACCAUGUCUGAAGAUCAGGAACAUGUUCGACCCAGUCAUGGAGGUUGGGGAGAAUUGGGACCUAGCCAUCCAUGAGGCAAUCCUAGAGAAGUGCAGUGACAACGACGGCAUUGUCCAUAUUGCUGUUGACAAGAAUUCGCGAGAGGGCUGUGUUUAUGUCAAGUGUCUCUCUGCAGAGCACUCAGGGAAAGCCUUCAAGGCACUUCAUGGCUCCUGGUUUGAUGGUAAGCUGGUGACAGUGAAGUAUCUGCGUUUGGACCGGUACCACCAGCGCUUCCCACAGGCCCAGGGCUGCAGCACACCCCUGAAGGCCUCCAGCCUCCACUUCAAUACCACCAGCACCACAAACACUACGCCCCACCUGCAGUACCAUGGCUCAGCCAACUCCUCUGGCUUCUCAUGAGAUCAUCAUUAGCAUUAGAUUUAGCAUUGUCCUCUGUGCCCUCCCAGCAUGACAGUAACAGUCUGCUGCUGCUCCUUCAAUGCUUUUUACGGGAAAAACUUGAGUCUGUGUCACGGGAGAGCUUUUUUUGUUUUUGUUUUUUUCAAAAUAGGAUCUUUUCCAGAGAAUCUGUCAGUGGUGUGGUGUUUGUUUUCUACAAUCUUUGUAUUAGAAGUGUCAUGGAUUUAACAAGGAAGCAAAGUUCUUGUGGAAUAUUUAAGAUGUGUUCAGAGACUCCAACUCUCCCUCCUUCUCUUCCACAGUCUAACUGAUGCUAUGAUGGAGUUCAUUUGGGCACUGUAUGGAAAUGGCUGCAUGUAUCAGAGGAUGCCUCUGUGUAAGCUUUCAAUACAACACAGUGUGGGUGAUGAGUUCCUAGGGAUGUUCAAUGUGUACUCCCUGUUGUUGUUAUUAUUAUUAUGAUUAUUUUUAUUUUAGUCAAGCGAGGAAGGCAUGAGCAGACUUGAAGAGGGUGUGCUGUAAAUACAUGUGAAUGGUAGCACAAGCUUUAUCAAUAAUCAGCAUUAAAAGCAAACCAUAAGCUCACAUUUUUCUUGCUCACUUAUACAACAGAGUGCAUCUGUAUCCAGAGGCAAACACUCCCCAAAAGGCUGCAAAAGCACUGAUACACACACACACACACACACACACACACACACACACACACACACACACACACACACACACACACACCCACCCACCCACACACACCCACUGGUAGAACCGAGCAACACUGAGGGUAUUGACUCAGUCAAUGUGUAUGUUGUUUGUUCCAUGUAUGGCCUUUUUAUCCUCUGGCUCUGUCCUUGAUUUUGUUAGAGUCCAGCAGUGCUCCCCAUUUCUCAGCUUUUGGGUGAUAUGACAGAGGGAGUGUAGCUUUUACAGUCACCUGAAGUUUUCUUCUUCAGUUAUAAUCCAAUAUAUUCCCAAAAUAUGUUAUUACCUAUUAUGUUUGUUAUUUACCUCUUUCAAGUCGGGUCAUUUUCACUGUUGGUAUGUUUCCUCAUUGAAUUGCAUUUCCAAACCUGUUCUGAACAAGUGGUGUAUACUGUCAUCUGUCAGUGUAUGUGACAGAUCAGAGGAGCACACAGACAUCCGGAUGUUUAAUGUCCAGUUCACAAUCUCUGCUCAUCUCACUUUGUGAGACAGACGUUUUCUACCAUGAUGGAACCCGACUCAGUCGCUUGUGCUCUUUGAUUUCCCCUCUUGUAAUAAUUCUCUUCACUCUUUGUGUUAUAAGGAGUACUGUGAAUCUGUUGACUGUUUGUAAUACAAAACUCCAUAUAUUCCAAGCUCUGCAAAGAGACUGUACUGAACUUAGGGAUUCCUGAUUGCUUGUGUGUUUUUUACAGCACAUGGGUAUUCAGAAAAUGCUAAAAAUCCACAAGUUGCCAGACAUAAUUCAUUUUUAAUGCAGUGAAUUGAAAGUUGGAUUCAGUAUUUGCAGUGUGAAGUACAAAUGAUGCACAUUUCAAAUGUUCAAAACCUGGUGCAACACUUUGCAGCAGACAACCCAACUGUGCCUUAAAUUUGUGCUUUUUAAAGACUGGCACUGCAUUGCUGGGGAAUGUACUUGGUGUAAUAAAUGGUUUAAUGGGCAAGUAAGGCCUACCAUACAUGUAGUUUUUGUUAGAAUUUGACAUCCUCAGAUUUGGUAUUUUGUAGCAGUUUCCUUUGAUAUUAAACCAAAUGCUCCUCUCUAUUUAUUAUUUUUUUAAUCAGCCAUGGUGAUGUACUAUUUAAUAUCACUUGCCCUGUUACAUAUGUCAUAACUUUUCUUUUCAUCAAGGAUCAACCUUACAUCCGCUUCCAGACAAUUGUCAGGAUGUGUAAAACAAAAUAAAGUGAACACUUUCAGAAAUCAGCCAGUUGUUUUUGCUGUAUUUGAGUGCAUAACUGUUAUUUAUUUUUGUACGUCUCCAGCAGAAAGGUGCACCUGCAGCAUCUCAGCUCACACAGACUGUAAUGAGGCUGAAUGUAAAAGUUGGUGUGAUGUGACGACACUUAUUCAGACAGCCUCACUUUUAAAUGCCUCCCCCUGGAUGCAAUCUAUUCCUCUAAUGUAUUUUAUGUACACAUUGUACAUUGAUAUAAUGGUAAUAUUAUAUGCAGCUUUAUUUCCAUUGCAUUUUAUGUUUGAAUUGACCAGUACCCCUUACCUGCUUGCCAGAGGAGGGAAGUGUACAAUAACAGCAGACAUUUAAAAAGAUUAAGAUGUUUUAAUGUUAUUAGUCAAUUGUACAAACAGCUCAAAUUAAAGGUGUAUUAGGGUUU
This is a messenger RNA of Scomber scombrus (Atlantic mackerel), 4902 nucleotides long. RefSeq names its product LEM domain containing 3 (gene lemd3). The transcript has 13 exons. Gene Ontology annotation, cellular component: nuclear inner membrane. NCBI's taxonomy places the organism in Eukaryota, Metazoa, Chordata, Actinopteri, Scombriformes, Scombridae. The record is from RefSeq and is a predicted model, not a curated record. Gene Ontology annotation, biological process: nuclear envelope organization; negative regulation of BMP signaling pathway. The coding region runs from base 7 to 2589 and encodes 860 amino acids. Gene Ontology annotation, molecular function: chromatin DNA binding.